This is a messenger RNA of Bursaphelenchus xylophilus (pine wood nematode), 25973 nucleotides long. Lineage: Eukaryota; Metazoa; Nematoda; Chromadorea; Rhabditida; Aphelenchoididae. The record is from the annotation of a GenBank genome assembly.
AUGGCGUUCGAAGCGAGCGAAGAGCGGCAAUUCCUCAACAACAACCAACAACUCUACAUUGACUCGGCGCAGUUGGACGACGCCGGCGUUUACACCUGUAUCGGGGAGAACGAAGCCGGCAAAGCCACCAAGAACAUUGUCAUCACCAUGCUGGACGCGCCCGUGGUGGUUGUGCCGUAUCAGGAUGUGGAGGCGAGGGAGAACGAGACGAUCACGUUGACCUGCCCUGUUAAUGAUCCCAGCUUGUAUCGGAUGACUUGGCUGAAGGACGACGCGGUCGUAACGAACAGCCCGACGAUUCAGGUGAGUGUGGGGAGUGGUGAACGAUGUUGAUAUUGUCCAGACAUGGCAAGGGCCGGAUCGGCAUAUAAAGUUCGAACGGGCUUCGGAAAUUUCGGGAAAGGGGCCGGGCCGAGCUUUUCUGUGGCUGUGCCGAGCUUUUCUGGGGCCCUGGGCAUGGCCUAUCUUUGUGGCGCCGAGCCGAGCCUUUCUGGAGACGGUUCGAGCUUUUUUCGAGCCGGACUGAAGUUUUGUGAGGCUGACCAUGCGUUUCUGGGGCUGAGGACUCGAUCUAACUUUUCAGGGCCGGGCCAAGAUUUUCUGGGGCCGAGCCGAGCUUUUCUGGGGCCGGGGACUCGAUAUAUUUUUUGGGAGGCCGGGCUGAGUUUUUCUCGAGACUGCACGAGCUUUUUUGAUGCCGGACCGAAGUUUUUUGGGGCUGACCAUGGCUUUUCUGGUACCAGAGGCUCGAUCAAAUUUUCUUGGGCCGGGCCAGCUUUUCGGCGUCGCGACACUUGCGGGCAACCACUUUGCGGGCAACCAGUUUGCGGGCAAUUUUUUUGCGGGCAGCCACUUUGCGGGCAAAAUUUGUGGGGUCACAUUUGCGGGCAGCUGAAACAUUUGCGGGCAGCUGAGACACUUGCGGGCAGCCUGGGACACUUGCGGGCAACCGACACUUGCGGGCAGCCGACAUUUGCGGGCAACCGGCACCUGAGGGUUACAGGGUGGAGGUGGAAAUAUUACUGCAAUAUUUUGAAAAUUUGCCGACAUUUGCGGGCAGCCGACACUUGCGGGCAACCGACAUUUGCGGGCAACAGGAAAAAACAAUCACACAGGUUGUAUUGGAACUUUUAGAACUGUUGUCCGCAAAUGUCGGCUGCCCGCAAGUGUCGGUUGCCCGCAAAUGUCGGAAAACUUCCAAAAUAUGGCACUAAUUUUUCCACCUCCACCUUGUAACCCUCAGGUGCCGGUUGCCCGCAAAUGUCGGCUGCCCGCAAGUGUCGGUUGCCCGCAAGUGUCGGCUGCCCGCAAAUGUCGGCAAAUUUCCAAAAUAUCACAGUAAUUUUUCCACGUCCACCCUGUUACCUCCAUAAUCAGGUGUCGGUUGCCCGCAAAUGUCGGCUGCCCGCAAAUCUUCCAGGCUGCCCGCAACUGUCGACCCUGCCCGCAAAUGUCCCAGGCUGCCCGCAAAUGCCGGUGCUGCCCGCAAAUGUCGGCUGCCCGCAAAGUGGCUGCCCGCAAAAAAUUUGCCCGCAAACUGGUUGCCCGCAAAGUGGUUGCCCGCAAGCGUGCGCCCGCCCAGCUUUUCUGGGGCCGGGACCUUGGCCCGAUCAAAUUUUUUGAGGCCGGGCUGGCUCUGAAAAUCCUCACAACUCUUAGAGCGGGGCCAUAGGCCCCACUGACCAAGGGCCGGCCAGACAUUCACGGGGGCUAGGCCGGGAGCCCCUAAAUGCCAAAAGCCGGCCCCGGAAGCCAUAUAUGGCUUGUCUUUUUACCACAGGCACAUACCAAAACAGAUGUCAUCCUGACACGUUUUCUGGAUACACAAAGAUUUUUUGAUUUUCAACUUCCGAGGCUAUAUCUCAUUUCAGGUGUCCGAGAGCGGCUACACGCUGCACUUCUCGAAGGUGUCCGCACGAAACGCCGGCGAAUACAUUUGCGAGGUCGCGAACGACGCCGGCGAGACCAAGGCCACCCUGAACCUGGCCGUCCUCACCACUCCGCACAUUCAACAGCCCGCGCCCGCGAUGCGCAAUGUCGCAAUUCGCCUGGAAGAGCGACUUUCGUUGAACUGCAACGCGGAUGGAGAGCCGAAGCCGGAGAUAUCGUGGCUUUUUGAUGGUCAGCCCAUUGCGUCGGGGGAGUUGUUGGUGGAAAAAACAAUAGCAAACGUGGAGAAUGGGCAUUUGGUUGUGCAGAAUGUCAGCACGUUGCAUGAGGGCCGCUACACGUGUGUGGCGCAGAACAAGGCCGGUCGGACCGAAGCCGACGUCUUCGUGGAGGUGGUGGUGCCGCCACGCCUCGAGCUCCCCAACGAAGUCGUCAAGGUGGUGCAGAACAAGAACCUGACGAUCAAAGCGCGGCUGUUGCAAGGCACCGAGCCGCUGGAGGUGAGCUGGAAGAAGGGCGGCCUCGAACUGGCGACUGUGACCGAGCCCAUGGACGGAGGAGUGUUUUAUGUGAUCCGGCUGGUGGAGGUGAAGCCCAGCGACGGCGGACAGUACACGGUGACGGUGCAGAAUAAAGGGGGAAUGGUCAAGGAGAAGAUUCGAGUGGAGGUGUUGAGUAAGUGCGAUACUUUGUACAAGGAAAUGCGAAAAGAGCGAUGGCUUUCUCGAAAUAUUCAAUUCAAUUUAUUCACACUAAUCACAUGUAAAAUCAUGGAGUGUAUCAGUCGGGAUUCCAUUGUCUGGUCAGUAUAAUAAAGAAAUCGCUCAAAAAAUCUGGAUCUCCCCAAUUUCCGACCUAAAAAUCUCGAUUUUUUCUGCCCAGAUCCAGUGACAAAAAACGUGGCGUUUUGCAUCCGGGAAGCAUCAAAAAAUGUAGCAAAAUACCUCCCUCUCCAAGUGAAAAAACUUCGAUUUCAAAAGCCCGCCCACUCUUUUUGUGAGGACCCUUCAAAAUGGAGUUUUUUUAGUUGGAAAGGGAGGUAUUUGCCAGAUUUUUUGAUACUUCCCGGACGCAAAAUGGUACGGUUUUUGCCACUGGAUCAGGUACGCUACUGGAGAUGGCGCUUUGCAAAUGAAACGAGAUUUUGUUUUUUAAUUGGAGAGGGGAGCAUUUUGCCACAUUUUUUGGUAUCAAAAACGUACCACAUUGCAUCCGGGAAGUAUCAAAAAUGUGUCAAAAUGCCUCCCUUUCCAGUUUGCCCCAAAUUUGAUUACAAUAAAAGCGUUGCACUUUGAGCGCCUCCUUUACAAUUUUCAACCUCACUUUUCAGCUCCUCCAAUAAUCACCCCCGGCGAACGAGUCUUCAAAGUGGUCGAGCGCACCGACUUGACCCUCGAAUGCCUCGCCGAGGGCUCGCCCAGCCCCAAAAUCAAGUGGUAUCAAAAUGGCAAAGGUCUGAAUCGAACGCACCCCAAACUCGAGCUGAAAGACGUUACAACGGAAAACGAAGGCCGCUACACUUGCGAGGCCCUGAACGACGCCGGCUCCGUGUCCACGGAAUUCGCGGUCGAAGUGUAUGUUCGGCCGAAGAUUUUGGAGUACGAAAAAGUCAUAAAAGCCAUCGAUGGGAGCAAGGUUCGGCUGGAGUGCAAGUUCACUGGGAAUCCGGAGCCGACCGUGAAGUAGGUUGGAGGUUACGUACAACAAAACGCUUUUAUAAUAACCCGUUCGCAAAGCGCGGAAGUGAUUUUAGCGACAUGCACUGUGCAAAAACAAAAGUUGACUGUCGCUGUGAAACUUCUUGCUUUUUCCACCGUGCAAUAUGCUUUUUUGGGCUGUCGCUCGGCUGGGUUUUUCUGCACGAUGCAAACGCCAAAUACCGCUCCCGCGACUUUAAACGGACUACUACGCCUUUUCAAAAGCGAGUCGACUUUUUCCGCGGCGCAUGGUGCAUUUUGCCAAGAUUUGCAAUUGUGCAAUCUGUCGCGAGCGAAAAAUUCACGGCAAUUUUUCAAUUGCACGGUGCAAAAGAUGAAAUGCUCAGUGCGGAAAGCUUGUAACAAGAAGUUUACGCACUUUUGAAAAACGGCAUAGUAGUACCACCCGAGGGUAAAAGUUCUGAUAAUUUUUCACAGUGCGGUUCUUCAACAUCAACGUAGCAGUCGGUCGGGAAAAAUAAGCGCAAUGUGCGCCGAUUGUGUCGCUGAAAUGGAACGCAAUUUGAUUUUGUCGCGACACAAUUCAUUUUUUCGGCAGCGAUGCGACAGACUGCUCAUUAUUUUCCCGACAGACAUACGUGUAUUCAAUCUGUAUGAUGUUGCUUUAAAAUCUGAGCAUCGCACUUCAAACACCUCUCUUUUUCAUUUGUCAAACGAAAAAGCGUCGUAUUUUACAACACCAUACUGUAUACAUACCUCACUAAAUUUUCAGAUGGAUGCGAAGCGGCCGUCCCAUCACCAACGCCCCGAACAUCAUCCUGUCGCCGCGCGGCGAGACUCUGCUCAUCCCCAAGGCGAAGGCAACGGACGCCGGCGACUACUCGUGCGUCGUGUCGAACAAGGCGGGCCAAGCCGAGGCGCCGUUCAGCGUCCUCAUCCAGACCGCGCCCCACAUCGACGACGCCAUCGACCAGAACCCCACCGUCGUGGAGGGCGCGCAGUUGACGCUGGAAUGCCCGGUUCAAGGGUCGCCCGAUCCGCUGGUCACGUGGCGUUUCCUCGACAACGAUAUUAGCCCGUCCGCGACGGAGGCGUAUGUGGUGGAAGGGACGAAUUUGAAGGUGGUGAAUGCGACCGUAGGCCAAGCCGGACGAUAUACGUGUUGGGCGAGGAACGAGAUCGGGGAGUUGGAGACGAAUUAUGAGCUGGAAGUGAUUGGUGAGUAUGCCAAUACAGUCAACAAACUUAAUUUCAGCCGCACCUCGAUUCGGAAACGCCGUCAACAAGAGCUACACGGUGAUCGAAGGUGACUCCUUGGACAUCGUCUGUCCAGUGGAAGCGAAUCCAACCCCAACGAUUGAGUGGCUUCGCAAUGGAGUGGACAUUGAUUUCUCAUCUUCUAAGUUCCAUGUCUCGCCGAAUGCAAAGGUAAAAUACGAAAGGAUUGAGGCGUUCUGUUCAAGACUUUUUUGCCAAAAUUCGCAAAAAAAUUUCCCUUCUUCCCCAACUUUCGGGCUAAAAAUCUCGGUCGUUUCUACGAAAUGAGAGCGGGAAAUCUCACAUAUGUCUUAUCAGUCUGUCGGGAAAAUAACGGCGGAUUGUCGCAGCAAAAUGCCUCGCCUCGCCGCUAUCGCGCACCAAAUCCCCAGCCGCGGCUUUCAGUCGCAGAGCGAUGAUGGGCGAUUCCAAGGCGCGACGAUCCGCCGUUAUUUUCCCGACAGACUGAUAUAAAAAUAGCUCUAAAUUAGCGUUAAAUUUCAUCAAAGUCUGAGCGUUGCACUUGAACCACCUCCCCAUAAAAAUACGCCAAGUUUCUUCAGGAUAUCAAUCAGUCUGUCUGCAAAAUAAUGAGCCCCUCUUUCGCUGCGUCAAUCGUGUAGCUGAAGUGAAAUGCAAUUUGAUUUUGCGACACAAUUCAUUUCCUCCGCGGCGCUGCGAUUUUCGCUGCAACGGAGUGCUCAUUAUUUUCUCGACAAACUGAAGACUAAAUCGUUCUCCUUGCAGAAGCUGAAGCUCACCAACGCCACGCUGUCGGACGCCGGCAAGUACGUGUGUCGCGCCUCCAACGUGGCCGGCUCCAACGACAUCGACCUGAGCGUGCGCGUCAUCGUGCCGCCGCGCAUCGACGAGUCGAACGUGAUCCGCAACCCGCUCGCGGUUCUGGGUCGCUCCAUCUACCUGGAGUGUCCGGCCACCGCCAUCCCGCAGCCCAUGAUCAUGUGGCUGAAGGACGGGCGACCGGUGGAUUACGGGGAGAAGAUCAGCGACGGGAAGACGUUGAAGUUCUCGCUACAACAGGGGAAUCAGACGUUCGGAAUCCGAGAAGUGGAGCAUUCGGAUCGCGGAGCGUACACUUGUUUCGUUCAGAAUCAAGGGGGAAGUGCGAGUGAGGACUUCGAAGUGGAUGUGUUGAGUAAGUGUUUGAAAAAAAAUAAAAAAAAAAAUAAAAAAUCAGUCAAAUCUUUGUUAGUGUUACCCUGUCGGGAAAAUAAUGUGGAUUUGUCGCAGCGAAAUUUCUGGCAUCGCCGCAAUCUCGCGCCAAAUUUGCCGUCGCAAAGCAAUGAUGGGCGAUUUCAAAGUGCGACAAAUCCACAUUAUUUUCCCGACAGACUGAUACGAAAACACUUUACCCUCCAAAAAAUGUCCAUGAACUUUAUGAAAAUAUGAAAUAUCAGUCUGUCUGGAAAAUAAUGUGGAUUUUUUAAGGAACGACAAAUCCACAUUAUUUUCCCGACAGUCUGAUACGAAAACACUUUACUUUCCAAAAAAAUGUCCAUGAACUUUAUGAAAAUAUAAAAUAUCGGUCAGUCUGAAAAAUAAUGUGGAUUUUUCAACACACGACAAAUCCACAUUAUUUUCCCGACAAUUGAUAUUUCACAUUUUCAUAAAGUGCAUGGACAUUUUUUGUUGCCCGCACAAAGGCUUUAUUGUAGCGAGGUUAACUUUGCCUUUCAGUUCCACCGGUUAUGGACAAAGACGUGGCCACCACUCCACAGCUGAUUACAAAACGAGAAAACGAGUCGGUUGUGUUGACAUGCCCCGUGAAGACAAGUGUUCUCAAGAACGAUGUGAACGACCUGUCCAUCAGUUGGACGCAGGACGGGCGACCGGUCGAUGUGACUUCGAAGAACGUGGAGGUAAGCGUUGUAGAAAAUUCCCAAGAUAUUACAAGGUGUACCAAAAAAAUGGAAACUUGUUUUCAUAGCUAUAUUUUUUUGGAGAAUCAAAAUUCAGCGAAAGUAACGGUCAUCAUCAGAAAUAUGAAAGAAGCGGUGGCGGUGCGUUUUCCUUCACUUCCUGAGCGCUUACUAUCCGUAUCAAGCUCCUUGCGCCGUGUGAUUGCUUUCAACACAACGUUCUUUCUGUACCGAGCAAAUUAACUGUUCGAACAGCUUCAAAAACAAGUCCAAAAUCGAGGUCCCUUCGUUUGAAGUUCAAAAAACACAGGUGGAUUAAUCGAUAUAUGGAUGGUGAUUUAUAAAUUUUUGGUUUCAGUCCAGCCGAAAGUGCAGAAUUCAGUCCACGGAGGCACUUUGGACUGAAAUCGUCAAAUCUUGUCCAUCCGCCGGACAAAACUCAACUGGUCCGCCGCUCGGACUAAGUUUGCAAAAAUUAGUCCAUCGUUUUUCGUUUGCGUGGAUUUUUUUGAGUUGUCCGCGGUUCGGACAAUUUAAAAAGUCCAAGGCGCGGACUGAAUCCGCCGACUUUGGUCCAAAGUGCCUCCGCGGACUGAAUUCGGCGAAUUUGGUCCAAAGGGCGGACUCAAUUCGCCGAAAUUGGUCCAAAGCGCGGACUAAAUUCGGCGAAAUUGGUCUAUUGCGCACAGAAUUUUAAAAUUUACUUUUCUCAGUUUUAGGGAUUUACCUUGUAAUCAGUAAAAAUCUUUUAAACGAAUAAAGUAACAAUCGUAUAAACGAAUAGUAAAUCUUUCCAUAAAAAGCAAAUUUUUUAUUUACAACAUACGGUUUAUCAAAUAAAGCUACUAAAAAGGUGUAUCCUUCUUCUUUCUUCUUUACUGUUUCUUUUGGUUGGAGUUCUUAGAGAUCGACGACUUGACAGUGAUUCAACUUGAGGUUGCAGCGACGGUAGGGGUGGACACUUGGUUAAAAUCUUCCCGUUCUCUGGUGUUGAUUUGGACGAAGGCUGCUGAAGAAUUUCUCCGAUCUUUCCACAUUGUACAGGUGGGCGGACAAUCAAGGUGGUUGAAUAACCCGACGACACUCUAGAUUCUCCAUGAACGACGACCCAAAACCUUCACCAAGGACGAACACGCUCCAAAACUUCGACGUUCAGCUUCUGUUUGGGCAGGGGUGAACACAAGAUAAAGUCUGAAAAGAGAAAAGUUGAGGAAAAUAAUGCUCUGAGUAAAAUUCGACCUAAAACAAUGUCCAGAAAUUAUAGAAAAACUAAAAUAAUUUCCAAAAAAGAACAAGAAUCGUAAAAAAAAACAAAAUGCAGCCGAGAGAAGCGCAAAUCCGAAACGAUCGGAAUGCCAUUUUCGCGGCGGAACCAAGAUCAUGGGAAAAUGCGCCAUUUUUUCGGGUUUUUUUGGUAAACAAGUUGCGAAAUUCGUCGUAAACGUUGCUGGAUGUUCAAACAAAGAGCGCACUUGGAUUGGAUUUGGAAAGAAGGGCAUCAAGUUGAACUCAAUGCUGCGAGAGUUAAGAAAGCAUAACUCCAUUAGCAAUGUCAGCUUGCUAUGUGAACCGAGAUGUGAGUUUUUCCGCAUAUUUUUUUUAUCAAUUUAGGUCGUUCCAUUCGCCCUGGAGUCGUCCUUUGGCAAAACGGCGAUUUAAUCGCUUCACACCAACAGCUUGGUCCGACUCAGUGGUGAAACCAUCGAGAUGAUCAGCUGGUCGGUCGUCGUCCCUAUUGCAAGAAUGGAGAAUCCCAACUUCGAACUACGAGAUCUAGUAGAAUAAUACACUAACAUCCUUUGUUACAGUUAUGCUUUUAUCAGUUGAUAAAUCAGUUAUUCAUCCUCCGGAAUCUAUAAAUCUCGUUUGAAUUCGACGUUAUACAUAAUUUAUCUUAAUUUAUCGAUGGACAAAAAAAAACAUAAAAAAUCCAAUGCCAUCCCCUAAAACAUAAAAACGAAAGCACUGGACAAGAUUUGGCGAAUUUGGUCCGAGGGGCGGACUGAAUCCGCCGAUUUUCGUCCGAGCGUCCGAUAAUAAAAAUUAUCAGGCCCGCGGAUCAAAAACCGGCGGAUUUAGUCCGCCCGCCAAGACCAAAAUCCCCGAAUCUGGUCCGUUCUCUGGACAAAAAAAAGUUGUCCAAUCCCUGGACUAAAUUUGUUGAUUUUCGUCCAGCGAACGGACAAAGUUUGCAAAUCUUGCGCCGAAAUGGACAAGAUUUGACGAUUUCAGUCCAAAGUGCCUCCGUGGACUGAAUUCUGCACUUUCGGCUGGACUGAAACCAAAAAUUUAUAAAUCACCAUCCAUAUAUGGGCGUAAAAAUCAAACCACUAGGACAGAAAAACACAGAGAAUGUUGCUGUAAUAAACUUCUUUGGCUACACCUACCCAGUUUUGCGUCAGGGCCCAUGAAAAAAGUUUCCAUUUUUUGGUACACCCUGUAUUAGGUCGUCCAGAAAGUUCGUUCGUUUCUUUUGAUUGCUUUGUUUUACAAGGAUUGUUUGUUCUUUGGCAAAGGGAAUAUACUUAUUUCAUACACCUUUUUCUCCGCUACAAAACCGCAUAUUUGGUUUUUUUUUUUAUUUAAUUUUUCAUUAUUUUUCGGGCUCAGAAAAACGAACGAACUUUCUGGACGACCUAAUAUUAAAUUUUUUUAAUUCUAGAAUCUCGGUCGCAAAGCCUUAAAAGUAAAAUUUGAGUGUCCAACUUCGACCCUAUUCAUUUUCACCCUCCAAUACAAGUCAAUUUUCAGAUCUCCUCGAACGGGAAACGCCUCACCAUCAAGUCGAUCAAAGUGGCGGACAACGGCCACUACAAGUGCGUCGCGUCGAACCGUGCCGGCCAAUCGCACGCCAAGUUCCACGUGGACGUCCUGUGUACGCAUUUACGCACCGAAUACUGUCGCGCGCUCGAGUUCCGGCACAUCAACCAGCAGCGGCGCGCGUUCGAGGCGCGCCGGCGCCAUAACCCGACUAACCCGCUAACCCAUCGGUUUUCUAACAUUCGUCGGCACGAAGUGGGGGAUCCGCCGCAUUUCACGCUGAAUCGACUGGUCCCGCGACAGUCGCCGGUCCAUCCGAUGGCGUUGGAGACACCGACUUUGCCCUUGCAUAAGCUGAAAAAUUACGAGAAAUACGCGGGAAAUUAUGAUCCGAAUGUGGCGAAAUUUGCAUUUAUUAGUAGUACGAAGCAUAGGCCAAAGUUCAGGGUGGAUGCCAAGUUCACAACCUACAGUAAUCCAAGAAAAAUGGCAAAAAACCGAAUUUUCGAGCAAAAUUUUUGGGAAGUUCCUUUUGAAACUCAAAUUUCCGAAGAUCCUCAACAUCCACAAGGAUUCUCAGACCCUUCUGACUCCCUAGACAACCAUAUUUUACAAUUUAAAUCAUCGCCAACCUCAUUUUCCGGCGAAAAUUUGCAUAAAUCCUCGAAAUUCGCGAGGAAUUACUUUAAAACCAAGCUAAAACGGGUAAAGCCUCAAAGCCGCCCGCUCAAAUCGACGGAUCCAGAUGAUUUAAGUGUGCUGGAAGAGGAUUUAAGGCCGGAGAUUGCAUCGGUCAACGAUAAGCCCCCAAAACACUCGCUUUUCCGGCAUUCCGAGCGCGCCGAACUCGAAACGACCGAGUUUUCCCCCGAUUUCCGCGAAAAAAUCCACUCAAAAACCGACCAAGGGUAUUAUAGCAUAUCGUAGUGGGAUUUCUGUGUGUUUGCGGUGGGAUUGUGAUACUGUAUUGUUCAUAUUUUGGGCUGUUUGUCUUUCGAUUUUCCAUUUUUUUCAUUUUUUUCCAAUUUUUUCCAAUUUUUUCCAAUUUUUUUCAAUUUUUUACUGUGUUGUUGUAUGUACACUGUGCUGUCAUGAUGUUGCAUUUUCUCUAUUAAACUUUAUUAACGAAAACUAAUCAAUAAACUAUAUGAAUUUCAAAAAAAUCUAGAAAUUUUCAACUUUUUUCCAAAUUUUUCGAAAUUUUUUGCUAAAUAUCCAAAAAGUUUUUAAAAAAUCUCAUUUUUAGCGCAACCCGUCAUCAUCGAGGAGAAAAUCAACGCCGCACCAACAGUGCCCAUUGGCCGUUCGACGGUGUUGUGGUGUCCCGCCUCAGGGCAUCCACCGCCCACCGUCAAAUGGUUCAAAGGUAAUGGGGAGCAGGUCAAGGAAGUUCCGGGAAAAAUUCGGUUGCUGGAGCGAGGCCAAGGCCUGGAGUUGAUUCAGGCCGGCCUCGAAGACAUUGGCACCUGGACCUGUCAUGCGGAGAAUGACGCGGGCGUCACGGAGAAGGUGAUCACGCUGAAUGUUUAUGGUGAGUAGCGGGAACGGGAUAUGAAAAAUUUUGACGAAAUACAUAUCUCGACCUGCAAUCCAUACUUCAUAGAAGUACUUUUGUGAAAAAAAUUUCCAUCGUAUAAAAUGUCACACCUAAUUUUUAACAGUUUGAAAAAUUUUUUCAUCGUAUAACAUGUCACACCUUGUUUUUCUCAAUUUUAAUAUCAAUGGAUCAAAAUGGAUCAAAUAGGUCCAUCGUAUAAAAUGUCACACCUAAUUUUUUUCAAUUUAAAAAAAAUCCAUCGUAUAACAUGUCACACCUUUUUUUCUCAAUUUUAAAAAAUUUUCCAUCGUAUAAAAUGUCACACCUAAUUUUUUUCAAUUUGAAAAAAAUUUCCAUCGUAUAAAAUGUCACACCUAAUUUUGCCCAGUUUGAAAAAAUUUUCCAUCGUAUAAAAUGUCACACCUAAUUUUUUUCAAUUUGAAACGUAAAAUAAGGAAAAAGGACAUUUGUUUUCAGUGGAACCCAAAGUUGAAGUCCGAGCCCAAGACAACCCUGUGAAGCCGGUUGGAUCCUCCGUCACCAUCUUCUGCAAUGCCACCGGGAAUCCCAAGCCGGCGCUUUCGUGGAACAUCGACGGGAAACUGUUGAUUCCCUCGGCCAACACGGCCCAAGUCUCGUUGUCUGUAAGUUCGGCUCUAUUAACGAAGAUUUCGCUUCCAGGGCACCCGCUUGGACAUCAUGAACCUGCAAGCCGACAACACCGGAAGCUACGAGUGCGUGGCGAGGAACGAGCUCGGCUCGGCCCACUCCGCCAUCACCGUGGACAUCCUGGUGACGCCGGAGAUUAAUCGCGAGAACUUGGAGCUGAACCGUCGUCUGAUCACCGGCCGCUCGGUGACGUUGUAUUGCGAGGCCGGCGGGAAGCCGACGCCGCGAAUUGAGUGGUUCCUGAAUGGGACGCUGAUCACGGAGGAGAAUGCGACGAACAUUGUGUUCGGCACGGAGAAUAAGUUCAUUCAGGUAACUCUAAUAAGUUCAUAAGUUCAAAAUGAGAUUUUUGAGUAAUUCUUAGAUUCCUCGACGUAUUUUACACUUGUUUCAGAUUUCAAAUGCAACCCUGGCGGACAAGGGCGUGUACGAAUGUCGGGCGGAGAAUGGCGCUGGAAAGGAUAGCUUGCAAUACGUAAUUACUGUUGAUUGUAAGCGUUUAUGUCGACGCCCGUCCAGGGCCUGGGAAAUUUUGAGGGAAGGCCAGGGACUUUUCAAAUGGCGUCACUUGCGGGCAACCUGGGACAUUUGCGGGCGAGGCCGUCAUUUGCGGGCAGCCGACAUUUUCCGGCAACAGGAUUACAAAAUUCCUGCGAUUCUGGGGGUUUUUUGGAAGUCUGCCGACAUUUGCGGGCAGCUGUUUCUUCCUCAUAGACAAAAACUAACGUCAACUUAUAUCAGUCUGUCGGAGGCGGGACAUCUUGCUAUUACAGAGCGCUCAUUUUGCUUUCCGCAAAAAAUUUUCCCGCAAAGUGGUUGCCCGCAAGUACGCGCCCGGCUUUCAAACCUGUUACGGCUUCCUCAAGCUUUGUAUACCACCUUUUCCAGUGUCCCCAUCCAUCAUGAACAGCGGCACGAACAAGGUGGUUGAAGGCAAUGUGGCCGUAAUGGAAUGUGUGGCCACCGGCGAGCCGAAGCCCAAAAUCACGUGGCAGAGGAACGGGAUUCGUGUGGAGACGGGCGCCCGCUACAUGGUGGAGGAGAGUGUGCUGAAGAUCAUUGACACGCACAGCUCGGACUCGGGGAUUUACGUGUGUGUGGCGACGAAUGAAGCCGGCACCGAUCAGCAGGCCUUCACGCUGGAGGUUUUGGGUGGGUUUUGGGAUUUUUAGAGGGUAACUUUUUAGAGGGAAUGGCAGGGUUGGUCAUUAAUAUAUUUAUAUAUCGGUGUGUCGGGAAAAUAAUGUGGAUUUGUGGCGGUUUGAAUCGCCCAUCAUCGCCUUGCGACGGCUAGCAAGCGAUGAUGGGUAGCCGAAGAUUUACAACGACAAAUCCACAUUAUUUUUCCGACAGACCGAGAGUAUUUUCAUAAAGUCAAUAGACAUUUUUUCCACCCACAUUAUUUUGACAAAUCCACAUUAUUUUCCAGACAUACGCCAUUAUCGCUUUGCGACCGCUGGUUGCGGCAGAUCCACAUUAUUUUCCCGACAGGCUGAUAUCACAUAGGUUUCACUGUAAUUUUUCUCUCUUCUUUCGCCAGUUAUCAGUCUGUCGGGAAAAUAAUGAGCACUUUGUCGCAUCGAAAAACGCAUCGCCACCGAGAAAAUUAAUGUGUCGCGGCGAAAAUCAAGUUGCUUUUCAAUUCAGCGACGCGAUCGGCGCAGCCACAUUGUGCUCAUUAUUUUCCCGACAGAAUAAGAAAAAAAUUUCUUCAGUAUCACCCGAGAUCACCAAAAAAUCGCCCAACGAGACAGUGGUGGCUGUGGGCGCCGAGAUCUCGCUGGUCUGUGAAUCCUCCGCCUAUCCGCUGGCCAACACCUCCUGGUACUACAUGGACGAGCCGAUCGAAGAGACCGGCGUCAACUACACAAUUCGAGGGAACGGCAAUCUGAUUGUUAGUGGGCUGAACGAAAAGGGCGACCUUCCAUUCAAGUGUGUGGUGUGGAACGAAGCCGGAGAGGCCAGUAGUUUGUAUGUGGUGAAGGUAAGUGGCCCUCAGGAUGACGUAUAUGUGUGAUAUUCGAAUAUUUGACAGAGUGUUUUGGUAUUUAAAAUAAUGAUUUUUAGGCUAUUAGUGCUCCAGCUACGAUCGGACCCAACCAGGUUCGUCAGGUCAACAGCAGCCAAGGACAGCCCACCAUCAUCACUUGUGAGAUCGAAAUCGAAUGGGAAAAGUCGGAGGUGGUCUGGAAAAAGAAUGGGGAGCUGAUCAAGCUGGGCGGUGUAAGUUUUUGAAGCUCCAAGAAUGCGCUGGUCUUGAUGGAAACUCUUUGAAAAAGAACAGUAUCAGUCUGUCGGGAAGAUAAUGUGGAUUUACCAGUCUGUCGGGAAAAUAAUGUGGAUUUGUUGCACCUUGAAAUUGUCCAUCAUGAAUUUCUGAAGGCUAGCCGCAGCUGGAGAAUUUUUGUGUGCGACUGUAGACUGGCAGGCAGAUAAAUCCACAUUUUUUCCCGACAGAUGGCUAAAUCCACAUUAUUUUCCCGGCAAACUAACAAAUCCACAUUGUUUUUCCGACAAACGGAUUCACAUUAUUUUCCCGACAAGCUUAUAAAUCCACAUUAUUUUCCCGGCAAACUAACAAAUCCACAUUAUUUUUCCGAUAAACUAACAAAUCCACAUUAUUUUUCCGACAGACGGAUACACAUUAUUUUCCCGACAAGCUUAUAAAUCCACGUUAUUUUCGCAACACGAUAAAAAAGAAAUUCCGGCCCCGGGCCUCGGCCCCAAAUUUUUCAAACUGUAUUUCCAAGCCCUUUACAAAGUCCGAUAGCCUUGUAAAAAUAUGGAUAUAUACAUGUGUAAUAAUGCUCGGAAUUCCAGGAGAUCACGGCCUUUGUAACCAACAAGAAGGGACAACUCCAGCUGGGCGACACCGAGCUGACCGACGAAGGGGAAUACGAGUGCACGGUGACGAAUUCGGUGGGAAAUGCGACUCAAAAAACUCAACUUUAUGUCGGAGGUACUCUUUUUUUGAUGACUAAACUAUUUUUUUAUUUUCCAACUUCUUCAGUUCCCCCGAAAAUCAACGAGAAGCCGUUGAAGGUGGUUGUGAAGAAGGGCGAAAGGGCCAAGGUUUGGUGCGAGACGGUCGGAAUCCCGCCGCCGGAGAUCAGCUGGAACCGCGACAAUGUCACGAUAACUAAGGAGCAUUUGGCCACGGACGAGGAUGAUAUUCUUCGGCUGGCUAUUGUGUACAACGACGUACAGCCCACUGAUGCGGGAAUCUACACUUGCACGGCGAAGAAUUGGGCUGGAACAGCCGAAAAGGAUGUGGAUUUGGUUGUCUUGAGUGAGUUACAGUACAACUAGAUUAGUGACCGUGCACCUUGGUCAGCUAUAGUAGCCUUAAUUAAGCCAUAGUGGCCAUGACUAAGAACUGUACCCUUUAUUAAGCAACACUUGCCUAAGUUGUCAAGACCUGCAGGAGUAUUGCUGCAGUAGCCUAAAUUGAGCGACAGUAAUUCUAGGUUGGUUGCAGUAGCCAUUAGUCUGCUGUAGUUGGUUACAGUAGCCUUUAGUCAGCCUAAUUCAGCUGUGUUAACCCUUGGUUCAGCUACACUACCCCUUGGUUAGCUAUUGCAGCCCAAUUUCAAUCAUAGUUGCCCUAGGUCGGUUACUGUAUUCACUUAGUUAGCUACAGUGGUCCCAUGGCUGCCGGAAGAGCUCUAAGUCAGUUACCGUAAGCCUAAGUUCGCUAGAAUCCCUUUGUUUUUAAUCAUUGCCCUGAGUGAGUUAUCGUGACCUUGGUGGAGUUACAGUACCCCGCUUAGCAAGUUACAGUAACCUCAAGCGGGUCGUAGUAACCAUGGUUGAGUUACAGGCGCCUAUUAAAAACUUCAGCAACUUAAGGUGAGCUCAAGUACCCCUGAGUAAGCUACCAUAACCUUAAGUUUUUUUUGUUUCCGAGGACAGUCUGCGAUUUUGGAACCGCGGAGAACGGUCAGAUCCAAGGUGUUUCACUUGUGAAGUGGUUACAGUAUUUUAUAUUGUCGUAACUAAGAAUAAAAAGGAGCUAAGUAAUCGAAUCGUGUUGUGAGUCAUUGUAUCUUGAUUGUGUUGAGAAAUUAUUCGGACCUACGGGGUCGCGGGGAGCAAGAAGGAGGAUUGAGAGGGAAUUGAUCCGGAUAGGAGAUAGGAUCAGGAUCCGAAUAGACAUUAGGAUAAGCACAGAGACGGGGUAUAGACAAGGAAAGCGAUAACCCCGAGUCUGACAUGGGUUCCGGGAACCCUCUCUCGAUUGCAGUACCCUAUGAACUCAAGUAUUGAUCCUAAGAUGUUAGGAUGCUGUUUGAUUCCAUUAUUUAUCUUUCAGCUCCACCUGUAAUCGAGCCUCAUCAGCUGAAUGUGAAUGCCUCUUUGGGAGAUACGAUCAUCCUGCCGUGUAAUGCCAGUGGAAAUCCGGAGCCGGUUAUUUCCUGGAUGAAGGUUCCAAACAUGACAUUGAUUGGGAAAGAAGAUAGUAAGUCAUAGCUAUGCAUAGUUUUUCGUGGCACACAUUCUUUUACUGCGCUGUAAGUAAGGCUUUACUCAUAUUUUUUUCAGAAUACAAGAAUCUCGGCACCUCUUUGGCGAUUCAAGGCGUCUCCAUCGACGACGACGACUUCUACCAAUGCAUUGCGCGCAGCGACGCGGGCACCGCCACCGGAGUGCGUCGCGUCACCGUCAACAACAUCCAUCUGACGGGCCCACCAAGAGUUUGGGUCGAGUGCGACAAGGAGGGCAAUCCCACGGCCAACGCGUACGUACCGCCACGCGGCGACGUCCCCACCGAUAUCGACCCGACGGACAUUGAGUACCUCCCGUGGGAGGAGCGACAUCUCUACCACGAUAAGAAUGGGAGCAAUGUCAUCUACUUCAAGUGCUUCCCAACGUCGAGGGACCCGAGGCAUUUGGGUGAGGAGGCAUUUCUUGUUUAUGUAUUUAACAGUACUACUUUUUUAAGUGGUAUUGUUAAAUAGUAAUUUUUUGAUUUUCUUCUAAAAGUACUCAAUUUAGGGGUAGUCGAUGGUGUAGAUUCCAAAAAUGAUACCCAUUUUUUCUAAUUUUUACUUUUUUUUCUUAAGUAGUACUGUUAAAUAAUAUUUUUUUUUGAUUUUUUACUAUGAGUGCUUGAUUUAGGGGUAGUCGAUGGUAUAGACCCUAAAAAUAAACCUAAAUUUUAACCAUUUAGGAGCCUCCCCCGCCCCACAACCCCCUCAAUUCAUCGAGACGCCCCCGCGACUCAUCCAAAUCGAAAAAGCUCAACCGUUGAAGCUGAAAUGCAGCGCCACUGGAAUGCCCGCUCCGGUGAUUGUCUGGUCCAUCAACGGAAAGAUUGUGGACUCGUCGAUGGAUCUACUUGACCUGGAAGCCGGAGAAGUUGAAGAGGGAAGAUAUGUGUGCACGGCGAGAAAUGAUGUUGGAGAGGAACAUGUAAGAGAAAUUAUGUUUUUUUUUUGAUAGGACAUGAUUUAGAUAUACGCCGUAGAGGCUUUGAACAAACUUGAGAGACGUUUUAUACGAUGAAACAUGUCUGGGACAUUUCGAACAUGUUUCAUCGUAUAAGAUGGUUUCAUAGGGCCAUAAAAUUUUUUUGCCUAUUUACAUAUUCAAUGUUAUCCCUAUAGCUUUUUGAGACCACUUUAUACGAUGAAACAUGUCCGAAGCAUUUCAAACGUGUUUCAUCGUAUAAAAUGGUUUAACAUGGCCACAAAAAAUUUUUUUGAAAUCAAAGCCGGCUUGACAUAUUCCAUGUUAUCUUUAUAGCCUUCUGUGAUCAUUUUAUACAUUGAAAGAUAUCCGGUACGCGUCAAACAUGUUUCGGUGUAUAAAAUGGUCCAAAAAAGCUAUAAAAAUUCUUUUGACGUGGCAGCCGGUAUGGCGCUUUCCAGUUAAUCGUUUUAAAAUUUGUAAACUAUUUUAUACGAUGAAAUAUGUUCGAACCACUUUGGACAUGUUUCAUCGUAUAAAAGAUCCUAUUCGGUUUGGUUUCCUCGUAGUAAUCUUUUUGGGCCUUGCAAGCCAUUCAUGUUAUCAUUAUAGCCUUCUGUGACCAUUUUAUACGAUGAAACAUAUCCGGUACGCGUCAAACAUGUUUCGUCGUUUAAAAUGGUCUAAUAAGACUAAAAGGUAUUUUUUAACACAAAAGCGGGACAUGCCAAAUUUUUUCGUCACCUUCAUUAAUUAUUUCUUACGAUAAAACUUGUUGAGAGCGCUUCGAGCAUGUUUCAUCGUAUAAAACGUCCCACCCGGAUAUAGAUUUUUCUUUAUAGGCUUUUUGGAGCCUCUCAUUUUGCAAACCAUUUCCAGGCGAUUGCGAAAGUCGAGUUCUCCGACAACAGGUCCGAGAUUCGUCGUGCUCCCAAAAAAGAGCCGUUAGUCCCACUCACCGUAAUCGACUGUAAAAACCCCUCCAAAGAUCUUUCCUGGUACUUUGAUGGCGAACGAAUCGAGCCCAUGAUGGUCAACGAUCGAAUGCACAUCCUGUCCAACGGGAGCUUGAUUCUGCACUACUUCAUCGACAAGGAUGAGAUCAAAAAGUAUCAUUGCGAGGUGCUCAUCAACGGAAAGGAUCACAAAUUCAAGCCCAAAGAGCCCGCAACUCUGGAGGUGGCGGAGGUCGCGCCAGUGGUGGAGAUCCCGCAAAGCGGGCGGAUUGUUGGCCAGACCGGGAAACAGGUGGUUUUGGAUUGUAAUUUGGUCAAGGGAACGCCGUUGUUGACGCGAAUCCGAUGGACCAAGGACAAUGUCAACUUGGAGAUCGAUGGAAGCAAAUUCGUGUUUGCGGUAGGCCGGUUUUUCUGGUUAUUUAGGAGAGGAUUUAGAAGGAAAUGGCACGUUUAGGGAGUAUCAGUCUGUCGGGAAAAUAAUGUGGGUUUGUCGGGAAAAUAAUGUGGAUUUGUCGGGAAAAUAAUGUGGAUUUUGUCGGAAAAAUAAUGUGGGGUUGUCGGGAAAAUAAUGUGGAUUUUCCGGGCUUCGAAAUCGCUCAUUGUCGCGCUUUGAUUUGCGAAAUAUCUUUUGUUAAAUCCACAUUAUUUUCCCAACAAAUCCACAUUAUUUCCCCAAAAAAUCAAUAUUAUUUUUCCGACAAAAUCCACAUUAUUUUCCCGACAAAUCUUGUCGACAAAUCCACAUUAUUUUCCCGACAAAUCCAAAUUUUUUCCCGAUAAAAAUCCACAUUAUUUUCCCGACAGACUGAUACCACUAGUCCCGGGAAAUCGACCAGUAAUGAAGCUUAUUGUUUUCAGAAAAACAACUCACUAGUCAUCAACGACCUCACCGAAGCCGACCGAGGCAGCUACAAGUGCAGAGCGUGGAAUAAAAAGGGGAAAUCGUACGAUGAAGUGGGCCUCAUUGUUGGAAGUGAGUUUUUUUUUUCAUUUUAUGGCCAAAAGGCGUUUUUUUAUAUAUAGUAUACGUAUAUGUACUGUAUGUAUAAUAAUAGGUAUAUCUGUAUCUAUAUGUAUAUGUAUAUGUGUAUAUGUAUAUGUAUAUGUGUAUAUGUAUAUGUAUAUGUGUAUGUGUAUGUAUAUGUGUAUGUGUAUGUAUAUGUGUAUGUAUAUGUAUAUGUAUAUGUAAAUGUAUAUGUAGAUGUAUAUGUAUAUGUAUAUGUGUAGGUAUAUGUACUGUAUAAGUAUAUGUAUAUGUAUAUGUGUAUGUAGAUGUAUAUGUAUAUGUAUAUGUGUAUGUAUAUGUACUGUAUAAGUGUAUGUAUAUGUAUAUGUAUAUGUAAAUGUAUAUGUAGAUGUAUAUGUAUAUGUAUAUGUAUAUGUGUAUGUAUAUGUAUAUGUAUACGUAUAUGUACUGUAUAUGUAUAUGUAUAUGUAUAUGUGUAUGUAUAUGUAUAUGUGUAUGUAUAUGUGUAUGUAUAUGUAUAUGUAAAUGUAUAUGUAGAUGUAUAUGUAUAUGUGUAUAUGUAUAUGUAUAUGUAUAUGUGUAUGUAUAUGUGUAUGUAUAUGUACUGUAUAAGUAUAUGUAUAUGUAUAUGUAUAUGUAUAUGUAUAUGUAUAUGUAUAUGUAUAUGUAUAUGUAAAUGUAUAUGUAAAUGUAUAUGUACAUGUAUAUGUGUAUGUAUAUGUAUAUGUAUAUGUAUACGUAUAUGUACUGUAUAAGUAUAUGUAUAUGUAUAUGUAUAUGUAUAUGUAUAUGUAUAUGUAUAUGUAUAUGUAUAUGUGUAUGUAUAUGUAUAUGUAUACGUAUAUGUACUGUAUAAGUAUAUGUAUAUGUAUAUGUAUAUGUAUAUGUAUAUGUAUAUGUAUAUGUGUAUGUAUAUGUAUAUGUAGAUAUAUAUAUAACAAAUUGGCAGUAAAUUCCAGUGCCUCAGCCAUCAUUUCCCACGUUUUUUUCAGACCUUCCCGGCGUCAUCGAAGCUCGAAUUCACGGCAAAGUGAACGGGCGUCAGAUCAAGCCCACCAACAUUGUGUUCGCGCGCCCCAACCCCAACGUCAACAGCAAUGAUCUGACGGUGGAUCUGGAGAAUCUGCCAGACCCCUUGGGACCGAACGGCACCCGAGCCCACAAUCAUUUGGUCGGCCUCAUGGCCACACCCUCCAUGCAGCUCGGGUACGAUCCGGACCGCCUUCACGACGACACCAACCCCAUGAACGUGCCAUUCGCGCGCGCCACGGAGUACAAGUUCAAGUCGGGCGAGCGGAUGAAGGUCAACCAAAAGUCGGUGGAUACGCCGACCACCGAACGAAUGAAAUUGGACGUUGAGUUGGACGGAGACUUGCCGAACAUCAAGCACGAUGACGUCACUGUCGAGCCGAUGGAAGAGGACUUGGUGGCGGACCGGCCGGAUGAGCUGAUUGGGCAGGGAAAGUCGGCGAUCAGGUUCGGUCCUAAUGGAGAAGUGCCUUUCACGUAAGUUGGGGAGUUCCAAAGGCGCCACAAAUCCACAUUGCUUAAACGAGCUACAGCUGUCAGCGGAGACAAUAAAGGUUUCAUCGUAUGACAUGUCGCACCUAUUUUUUUUUAAUUUGAAAAAUGAGGGGGAGUGAAAAGGGGAGUGUUUGGGCACGUCAAGAAAAAAUAAAACAAAAGCGCUCAAGCAAUGAAAAAUUCUUGGCAUUCUGUUUGAUCUCAAAGACAAUUUUUUGCUCCAAAGAUAGCCUGAUUACACGAUGAAGAUGGGGUAGAAUGAGGUUAUUGCAUACAUAAAUUUGAAGCUGGGCUCCUGCUUAACCUGAACAUAUACAGGGUCUUUCAAGAAACGUGAAGGAAAGUAGGAGGGUAUAACUUUCGGCGGAGGCGGCGCAGAAAGCUCGUUUUUGGAAUAUGUAUUUUUAAGUAACAUUAUUUUUUGCCUACAAAAUAACAAGCUUUUCGAGUGCAAACUGAGGUCGCUACGACCUUCUGAAGUAGAGGCAUCUCUACCCCGAAAACCAGGUUUUUUCGGUUGAAAAUGAUCGUGAAAUUUCGGUCUUUUUCGGUUGAAAAUCACCAAGAAAUGUCGGAUUUUUUCGGGGGUUUCGAUAGAAUUGACGUUGAAAAAAGGGAAGGAUAUUGCCAACACGUUGGAAAUUAAGCAAAUAUUCGGCUAGCCUCAAUUUGGGGCAAAUUUCGAGUUUAUUUUUCAGUAUCUUCCGCGAAGAAGCGUGACAUCAUUUAGGGAUUUGAGGAACCUGGAAUCGGCUAGCCAAGGCACCAGAAUGGCAUAAAAACAAGUCAAAGGGUGUAAUGGGCGUCAAAGGGCAGGAAUGACAACCAAACUUUUAAACUGCUAGCAAAAACUGGCUAGCCAAAGUGUCAAAAUAAAUAGUAGCCGAACAUUUGCUUAAUUUCCAACUUGUUGGCAACAUCCUUCCCUUUUUUCAACGUCAACUCUAUCGAAACCCCCGAAAAAAUCCGACAUUUCGUGGUGAUUUUCAACCGAAAAAGACCGAAAUUUCACGAUCAUUUUCAACCAAAAAAACAUGGUUUUCGGGGUAGAGAGGCCUCUACUUCAGAAGGUCGUAGCGACCUCAGUUUGCACUCUAAAAGCUUGUUGUUUCGUAGGCAAAAAAUAAUGUUGCUUAAAAAUACAUCUUUCAAAAACGAGCUCUCUGCGCCGCCUCCGCCGAAAGUUAUAGCACUUUCCUUCACGUUUCUUGAAAGACCCUGUAUAUUUCAUAUAAAAAAUCGGUCGUCUUCUAUCUGUUUGAAGCCUAAACUAACAACGCCUAAAAAAUUUUGCGAUUUCGAGGAUUUCUCUAAGAUUUUCCCUCGCCCCUAUUUGAAGUUUCGUGGAAACAUAGUCUGGAACAAGGCGGAUUUUUUGAGCCUCAAACGAAAAAAAAUCAAAUGAGCCAGUUUCGAGAUAGAAAAUCUCUUCAUUUUGCGCAAUAUUUCGCCUUUCCUCUGACCUCGUCCAAAAAAACUGUCAUUGAGACGGAUUUUUAGACACUUCCGUAAGCGGAAACAGAAUGCCAACUUUCGUGUUGAAAGAUAACCCUUUGAGCGCAAAAUCUUGACGUGUUGGGCUCAAUCGCACGGCUCCGGAGACGGCGCUUAGCUCUGGCUCUGACAAUGAGCGGAAGCCCAAAGCCGGCGCCGGAGCCGGAAUUUUGUCCUUGGCAAUCUCUCUCGGGAAGACAAAAUGAUUUCAGCAAGAGAAUCUUUGCUAAGAAAAUCUUCUCCAUUUUCAGUUUCAACGACAAGAUCAGGCUGAACCUGUCCGAGGGCCAAGAGAUCCUCUCGCCCGACAUGUCCAUGCACCUCCGUACCGCCGUGGAUCCUCGAAGCAGCGCCGAAACACCGCUGAAAAUCGGUCUUCAAAUCAACACGAACCGUUUCGGCGAGUGUCCCGACGGCUACGUGCGCAUCAAGGACCACUGUAAGGACAUUGACGAAUGCGCGCUGGACAAGAGCGUGUGCGCGGGCCGCUCGGCGUGCCGAAAUACGUUCGGCGGGUUCGAGUGCGAGCUGGAAUGCCCCGAGGGCUUCGCAGCCGACGAGAUGGGAGAAUGCGCCGACGUGAAUGAGUGCACGUUGGGGAUGUUCGAUUGUGAUUUGGGAAUGGAGUGUAGGAAUACGAAUGGAAGCUAUGAUUGCGUCGAAGCAUGCGCUGAGGGCUAUUUCAUGGAGCACACGGGAGAUUGUGUGGGUAAGUGAUGGAGUGGGGGGUUUUCGCGAAAAAAAUAUUAUUUGUUUAUUCGUUUGUCGGGAAAAUAAUGAGCACUCUGUCGCAGCGAAAGUCUUUAGGUCAAGGGGGGAAAGAAUAUAAGAAAAAUAGAGCCGAUAAGAGAAAGAAUAAAGGUUUGGGUAAGAAGCUACUACUAAAAAAAGCAAGAAAUAUCAGUUAGUCGGGAAAAUAAUGAGCAUUCUUUCGCACCGAAAAUCGCAUCGCCGCAGAGAACAUGAAUUGUGUCGCGAUUAGACAUGGCUGGGGGGCCGGGCCGGGCCGAAAAUCGCGGCCCGGCCCGGGGGCCGAAAGAGGUCGGCCCGGCCCCGGCCCCCGUCAAAUUUUCUCGGCCCGGCCCGGCCCGGCCCCCAGGGGGCCGGGCCGGGGGCCUACCGGGGGCCGAACUGUAAAUAUAAAUACUGCAUUCAUUACGAGAUAUUAUACAUUUUUUUGGGGCUUUGGUAGUUCAGCCCCCCACGAAAGGUAGUUCAAACCCCCACUGUUUUGUCCAUUUCACACCCCCCAUAAUUAAAAAAUUAGAAUAAUACAAAAAAUGGAAAUUAGAGUAAAAUGACCUCCGGCGUUUUAGCUCAAACCCCAAGUUACCGUCCAAAUUCGUUCUUGUGGUUCAGGCAACGAUGAUCGUAGCCGAGAGAACGCAAUCCCGAGUAGGCAUUUCAGAUUAGAUGAGCGGGUUUAUAAUGGGUCAAGGGGGGCUGAACUGGACUGGGGGGUUGUACUACCGUAGCCCCCAUUUUUUUGUUAUAACAAUCGAAAAAAAAAUUUUUGAAACAAAAAAUUACCAACCAUUGCCAUGUAUAUACUUCAAAAGACCCAAUCGGUUCUUGGCUCUGCAUUUUUUUUUGUUGGCAACCCUAACUUUCGCUUUGAGACUGGGAAUUUUUGUCAUUGGGGGCCGAUUGGGGGCCUGGCGGGGGCCCCCGGUCGGCCCGGCCCGGGGGCCGGAAGAGGUCGGCCCGGCCCCGGGGCCUUUAAAACUCGUUCGGCCCGGCCCAGCCCGGCCCCCCGGGGGGCUGGGCCGGGCCGGGCCGGGCCGGCCCGGCCCACUAGCCAUGUCUAGUCGCGAUAAAAUCAUUUUUUUCACUUCAGCGACAGUAUCGCCGCAACGACAGAGCGCUCAUUAUUUUUCCGACAGACUUAUAUUAGCAUUUUCAUAAAGUGCGCAUACUUUUUGUUGCGAGUUUUUUUUCUGUGCCGUGCAUUUCGCACUUUGUACUACGCAUUUUUCAAUGCGACAUUGUGCUCAUUAUUUUCCCGACAGACAGAUAAUAGUCGCGCCAUAAAGUCCCAUUAGCCUUGUACAUACACUGUAGGGUCCUUGGGAGUGUUAGUAACUCACCCGUUGGGGUUUCGUGCGGACACAUUUUGCUACGACAAGUCCACAUUAUUUUCCCGACAGACUGACGCGACGGCUAACCGCGGCUAAGGACUUAGGGCAUACUUGGGCUAGUCAAUUUUCGAUGCGACUGAGCGCUCAUUAUUUUCCCGACAGACCGAUACGAAGUUUUAUUGUGCAAUCCAAGACAUAUCUUCGUCAACAAUUGACCAUUACUUGCCCUUUUGGAAAAAAUUAACUUUUUUCCCUUUCCAGACAUUGACGAAUGUCAGCGUUCCCCUUGCCGCUCACCCAUGGAAUGCGUCAACCUUGGAGGCGACUAUCAAUGUGUUUGUCCAUUAGGCCUUGAGCUGGUCGACAAUGGGACGCGCUGUGAAGGGCUGAUAUCGAAUAUGGACACGCCUUUGCAAGCCAUGACCUUUGACACAACACCGAAUAUUUUCGAAUGCCCCGAGGGCUUGGAGUGGACGGGAACAGCGUGUGCGGAUAUUGAUGAGUGCGCGUUCGACGCACCCUGUCAACACAAAUGCUUAAAUCAUGCCGGAGGCUAUGAAUGCUAUUGCCCGGAGGGCUAUAUUUUGGAUGAAUUUGGACAGUGUUUGGGUGGGUUUUGAGUGGUUGAUAGGACAGGUUGGAAGGUUGGACUUCUCCAGAUUAUCUGUCUAAAACUUCGUUAACCUUUUUAUACGAUGAAACAUAUCCGAACGGGACUAACAUGUUUCAUCGUAUAAAAUGGUUUAAGUAGGAUUUGACGAAGUUUUUCACGUGGAAACCAGUUUGAAAAAUUCAAAAUUAUGUUUCAGCCCUUCUAUAACCAUUUUAUACGAUGAAACAUAUCCGAAACACAUCCAACAUGUUUCAUCGUAUAAAAUGGUUUAAAAAAACCAAAGUCGACCAUAUCAUCUCGUUCCCAAUUAAUUUUUUGACUGAUCUUCUUUUUAGACAUCAAUGAAUGCGAAAUGGAAGGAGUUUGCGGUCAAGGCGAGCUCUGUUUCAACCAGCUGGGCGACUACUCUUGCAUUGUGAAUGCGUGCCCACCAGAGUAUCGGCUGCGGAUAGAGAGUAGUGAUAUGUAGGUUUUUUUUGUUUUUUAAUCUAUUUUGUCAUCCUCAAUCCCAUGGAUAUUUGUGGCGCGACUCUCAGUCUGUCGGGAAAAUAAUGUGGAUUUUUCGUGUCUUGGAAUUGUCCAUAAUCGAUGUGCGGCGGGUAGCCGCGAGUGGAGAUUUGGAUACUAAAAAUCCACAUUAUUUUCCCGAAAAACUAAUAAUUCCGCAUUAUUUUCCCGACGGAGUAAGAAAUUCAUAUGAUUUUCCCGACAGACUCAGAAAUCCACAUUAUUUUCCCGACAGACUCAGAAAUCCACAUUAUUUUCCCGACAGACUCAGAAAUCCACAUUAUUUUCCCAACAGACUGAAAAAUCCACGUUAUUUUCCAGACAAACGGAAGAUCCACAUUAUUUUCCCGACAAUCUAUAAAUCCACAUUAUUUUCCCGACAGACUGAUAAAUUCCUGUUUCAGAGCCACCUGCCUCCCACUGUGCAAGAACUGCACCACGCCCAUCAUCCACAUCUACCUGUUCCCACUGCCGCAGGGCCUGCCGAAGGGCACGCCGCUGGCGCGUCUCGCCGCCCACGACACGAAAGGCAAGAUCCUGCGCAACACCACCUUCCACGAGAUCCGCGACAUCCAGCAGCCGGUGCCGGAGCGGCAGGCGGUGGAGGUGCGCGUGAAGGAGGGGCGCGCCACGCUCCUGCUCAACGACCGCCUGCCCGCCGGCACCAAGCAGCGGCUGAACCUGCGCUCCGCGAGCGUCUCCGUGGACGGGGCGCACAAGUACGCCAGCAACUUCCACAUCUUCACGGCCAUUUCGAAGUACCCGUUCUAA